AUGUACAUCACUCUCUACUACGUAGUCGCACGCCUCCCUGACUCCCUCCGCGUAGUCAGGGACCACUUUCUCGCAGUCUGUCCCACCACUCUCACCGUCGACCUCCUCGAGAAGGCCCUCCUCGCAGCGGAGAAGAGCAUAGUCGCUGUCGGUGCCUCUCGUGGUGACCCUCGCACCCCCAUCUUUGAGGGGUGCUCUCCUUCCCCCUUGCUGCCCUCUGUUGCCUCUGCUGCUGCGGCCGACCUGCUUGGUCUUGAGUCGGUCGGCGCGGCGUCUGCCCCUAGUAGGAGACGUCGCUCUGGCAAGGGCAAGGGGGGCAAGGGCGCGGGCGGAGCUGGAGGGGGCGGUGGCGGUGGCGGCGGAGGCGGCGGAGGGAGUGGGGGUGGCGGCGGGAGUAGUGGUAGUGGUGGUGGUGGUGGUGGCAGCAGCGGCGGAGACGGUGGUGGUGGUGGCACCGGUGGUGGUGGAGGCAGCAGCGGGAGUGGAGGCGGUGGAGGUGGAGGCGGUGGAGGUGGAGGCGGUGGAGGCGGCGGCGGAGGAGGCGGUGGUGGUGGAGGAGGUGGAGCUGGUCGUGGUGGUACCCAGCAGCGGAGCGGCGGUGGUGGUGGCCAGCGCUUGCAGCGGCAGCAGCAGCAGCGUUCGCGGGACAUCCCUCCGCCUCAGCAGCUUCGUGAGUGGUACACUGCGCGUCAGAGGGGUGGGGGUACUGGUCCCUGCGCCUACGUUCUUCGUUCCGGCGACCGCGCGGGUGAGCAGUGUGGGGGUGCCCACUCCACCCAGCGCUGCUUUGGCCGCCUGACGGACACUUGGCGUCAGCAGUUCCCCGGGGCUAGUGAGAUCCCUCGCUGGGAUGAGCUCCUUAGGGCUGGUGUAGCGAUCUUUGAUCUUGAUUUUGAUGCUAUCCUUUCUGCUAUGUAUGCUGUGACUUAUAGUGAGGAGAAUGAGGGUUACCGGUGUUUCCAGCCCGACCCGGGCAUUGGUACUGCUGCCCUAGGUACUUGUGAGGCUGCUGCUCUAGGUGCCAGUGCGUCUGCGCUCUCAGGUACUAGUGAGACUGCGCUCUCAGGUGCUGGUGAGACUGCGCUCUCAGACCGCACUACCCUCACGCCACUUGGCCGACCGGUUGCGGUCUCCCUUGCUGACCCCUCUGGGGGUCCUGUCCUGUCUCACUUCUCCACUGUCCUCCCGUGUCCGGCUGCCCCUUCGGGCACCCUGUCUGGUCUGUACCUUCCCUCGUUCUCUACGAACUUGGUGAGUGGUGCGGACCUACAGGAUGCGGGGGUUCACCAGUUCACUCCUGCGAGGCGGCGGGUGACCCACUGCACGGACGCAGACACAGGCCGACACCUGGCCACCUUUUCGCGUCGGCCGGGGUCGAGUCUCUACACCCUGACCACUUCGUCUCCUCCUGACCCUGUGUCUGGUCAGGUAGCUGCGUCAGGUCAGGUGUUUGCUGCUGCGUCCCGGUCAGGGCCUUCCUGUGUCCCCUGUGUCGAGGGUCGCCUCCGGGCUACUCCUCACUCUUCCCACUUCCCCCCGACAGAGGCUCCGCUGCAGACGCUUCACAUGGAUGUGUGGGGCCCGGCCCCCGUCCGUGGGCAGGGUUACGAGCGCUACUUCCUGUUGGUGGUUGACGACUACUCGCGUUACACCACAGUCCUCCCCUUGCGCAGCAAGGGUGCUGUCACUGAGGUGCUGAUCGACUGGAUCCGCGAGGCUCGUCUCCAGCUCAGGAAGAGCUUCGGCUCUGACUUUCCUGUUCUGCGUCUGCACUCGGACAGAGGCGGAGAGUUCUCCUCUCGCCUUCUGCGAGACUACUGUCGUGCACGGGGGAUCCGCCAGACCUUCACACUUCCGGACUCACCACAGCAAAAUGGGAUUGCUGAGCGCCGCAUUGGCAUGGUCAUGGAUGUCGCUCGUACGUCCAUGAUGCAUGCGGCUGCCCCCCAUUUUCUGUGGCCGUUUGCGGUGAGGUACGCGGCGCAUCAACUCAACCUUCACCCGCGGGUCUCUAGGCCUGCGAUGUCCCCAGCCUUGCUGUGGACGGGGAAGGUUGGCGAUGCGUCUGUGUUUCGUGUCUGGGGAUCUCGGGCGUUUGUCCGCGACUUGUCUGCGGACAAGCUGUCCCCUCGUGCUGCUCCCUGUGUCUUCCUUGGCUUCCCCACUGACGCCCCAGGGUGGCAGUUCUACCACCCCUCCUCUCGUCGUGUUCUGUCCUCCCAGGACGUCACGUUCGACGAGUCGGUCCCCUUCUACCGUCUCUUCCCCUACCGCACCCCUUCCCUCCCCCCUCCCCCGGACUUCCUUGUGCCGACGCCGUUGACCCGGUCGAGGUUACUGGUGACUCUGGUGCUGCUGCGGGUGCUGAGCCUGGGGGUGCUGACUCUGGGGGGUGCUGUCCGCGGGGGUGCUGAGCCUGGAGGAGCUGCUGCUGGGGGUCCUGAGCCUGGGGGUGCUAGUGCGGAGGGUGCGGAGCCUAGGAGUGCUGCGCCGGGGGGUGCUGUCACUGGAGGUGCUGGGUCUGGGGGUGCUGAGUCGGGAGCUGCUGAGCCUGGGGGUGCUGAGUUGGGAGCUGCUGCGCCUGGGGGUGCUGUGUCUGGAGCUGCUGAGCCUGGGGGUGCUGCGUCUGGAGCUACUGCGCCUGGGGUUUCUCCUGCUGCUCAGCCUCCCCGGGAGCCUCUCUCUCCACAGGAGCUGCGCGAGUGGUUCGCUCGUCGUUGGAGGCGUGCUGCUGAGUCUGGGGGUGCUGCUGGAGCUGGAGCUGGACCUUCUUCGACUGACGAGGGUGCUGGUGCUGCCGGUCCCGGAGCUGCUGGGCCUGCGGGUCCUCUUGGAGCUGGCGCUGCUGAGGGUGUUGGUGCUGAGACUGCUGCUGUUGGUCCUGCUGCUGGAGGAGUUGGUGGCCCUGGUGCUGUCGCUGAGGGUGCUGGAGCUGUCCCUGCUGCGCCUGGAGCUGCUGAGCGGCCUCGACCGUACUUCGUUCCGCUACUGCAGCAGGUUCUUGGUCUUUCUCCUCCGGUAGAGAGUCCACCGCCUGUCCAGUCGCAGUCCCUGCUGGAGCCUUCCUCUCCGCUACCUGCUCCCUCUCCUUACACUGGUCCUACUGGAGGUCUUGCUGAGCGUCGUGAGCCUGCGUCUCGUCCUGCGUCGCCUGUUCGUCCUGCUCGCGCUACUGGUCGCGGUUCGCGUCAGCGUCCUCCUCCUGUCCCUGGCACGCACCAGAUGUCUUUGCGUCCGUCCACUGCUCCUCUACGUGCCCCUUUGCCUUCUCCUCCUGAGUCCUCUCUUCCUGCGCUUGCCGACCCAGAGUCGGACUCUCUUCGUGCUGCCAGUCCUACUGUCACGCGUCUGCUUGCUACUGUCGUCACUGACCCCUCUUUUGAGUCCACUGCUGCGUCUGCUCUAGUCGCUGAGCUCGUCGACUUUGCUGCUCGCUGUCGUCUCGACUACGCUGCUAGUCUUGUUGCUGAGUCUGCGUCUGUCUGUCCUCCGUCCGUCGGGGGUGAGUGUGCUCUUGGCACGGACGUCCUAGAGGACAGGCAGGAGGAGUUACAGUGUCUAGCGGCUGCUUCACCUCAUCUCGCGUCUGUACUGCUUGCCCCUGAGGGAGACCCGGAUGCACUAGACAUCCCGACUCCGCGUUCUUACGCGGAGGCUGUAGAGGGUCCCUACUCCUCUCAGUGGCAGGCAGCUAUGGAUGCAGAGAUGGCUUCCUGGAAGUCCACAGGCACCUACGUUGACGCAGUUCCCCCUCCUGGGGCGAACAUCGUCAGUGGCAUGUGGAUCUUCAGGGUGAAGCGGCCGCCGGGCUCUCCGCCUCUCUUCAAGGCGCGUUACGUCGCUCGUGGCUUCAGUCAGCGGCAGGGAGUUGACUACUUUCAGACCUUCUCUCCCACCCCGAAGAUGACUACUCUUCGGGUGCUGCUGCACGUUGCCGCUCAGCGCGACUACGAGCUUCACUCUCUCGACUUCAGCACUGCGUUCCUGCAGGGUAGCCUGCACGAGGAGAUCUGGCUGCGCCGUCCGCCUGGCUUCACUGGGACUUUCCCUCCUGGCACCCAGUGGAGCCUCCGACGGCCAGUCUACGGUCUCCGCCAGGCACCGCGUGAGUGGCACGACACACUGAGGACUACGCUUGCGGCUCUUGGGUUUGCUCCUUCCACUGCUGACCCGUCGCUGUUUCUUCGCACCGACACUUCCUUGCCGCCGUUCUACAUCCUCGUGUACGUCGACGACUUGGUCUUUGCCACAGCGGACACUGCUGGACUCGCCUACGUGAAGUCCGAGCUGCUGAAGAGACACACGUGCACAGACCUGGGUGAACUGCGUAGCUACCUUGGCUUGAAGAUCACUCGGGACAGAGCACGCCGCACCAUUACCCUGACUCAGUCACACAUGGUGCAGCAGGUCCUUCAGCGCUUCGGCUUCACGUACUCCUCGCCUCAGGCCACUCCUCUGCCUACUCGCCACUCGCUCUCAGCUCUGCCUUCGGAUGAGUCCGUAGAGUCGAGUGGCCCGUAUGCAGAGCUUGUUGGCUGCCUCAUGUACCUGAUGACCUGCACACGACCUGACCUUGCAUACCCUCUGAGCAUCCUUGCGCGCUAUGUUGCUCCUGGGAGACACCGACCUGAGCACAUGGCUGCAGCGAAGAGGGUAUUGCGCUACCUGUGCAGUACGUCGGGCAUGGGGCUAGUGCUUGGAGGGCGGAGUCCAGUGGUCCUUACGGGCCACGCGGACGCUUCUUGGGCUGACGACCAGGCUACGCAGCGAUCGUCACAGGGUUACACCUUCAGCCUUGGUUCCGGCUCUGUCUCGUGGCGGUCUACUCGCUCGUCUUCGGUUCUCGGCUCCAGUUGUGAGGCUGAGAUCUACGCCGGGGCCAUGGCUGCACAGGAGCUUCGCUGGCUCACCUACCUGCUGACUGACCUUGGAGAGCCGCCUCGUUCUCCUCCAGUGCUGUACGUAGACAACAAGGCCAUGCUGGCCUUGUGUCGAGAGCAGCGUCUGGAGCACAGAACGAAGCACAUUGCUCUCCGCUACUUCCUUGCUCGUGAGCUGCAGUAG
Molecule: messenger RNA, 5064 nt
Organism: Closterium sp. NIES-65
Lineage: Eukaryota; Viridiplantae; Streptophyta; Zygnematophyceae; Desmidiales; Closteriaceae
Source: the annotation of a GenBank genome assembly